AUGGCGGCCACCGAAAUAGACCUCGAUGACCUCAACUACGUUCCUAAAUACCCGUACAACGGCACCGGAGAUUCUGGAGGCGACCCCCUCAAGGAUGACCUCAACAUCUGGUAUGAGUCUGGCGAUAUCGCCUUUCUCAUCAUAUCCACGGCACUCAUCCUGCUCAUGAUUCCCGGCAUCGGCUUCUUCUACUCAGGCCUCGCCCGUCGCAAAUCCGCCCUCUCCCUCAUCUGGCUCUCUGUCAUGUCGGCCGCUGUCACCAGCUUUCAAUGGUUCUUUUGGGGCUACUCUCUGACCUUUUCUCAUACUGCCGGUCCUUUCAUUGGCAACUUUGCCAACUUUGGCUUCAACAACGUGCUGCGCGGCCGCAUGCUACCCUGCGUCAUCUUCAUGUUCAUCUGGGCGACCGUCAUCUACGACCCCAUCGCCUGCUGGACGUGGAACCCUUCGGGUUGGUCCAGCCGCAUGGGCGGCCUCGACUUCGCCGGCGGCACCCCGGUCCACAUUGCCUCGGGCGCCGCUGCUCUCGCGUACUCCAUGAUGCUCGGCAAGCGUCGUGGCCACGGCACGCACGAGCUUAACUAUCGCCCCCACAACGUCACGCACAUUGUCAUCGGCACCGUCUUCCUGUGGGUCGGCUGGUUCGGCUUCAACGCGGGAUCGGCCUUGUCCGCCAACCUGAGGGCUGUCAUGGCGGCCUGCGUGACGAACCUGUCGGCCUGCGUCGGUGGCGUCACGUGGUGUGUGCUCGACUACCGCCUCGAGCGCAAGUGGUCCACGGUCGGCUUCUGUUCCGGCGUCGUCGCCGGUCUCGUCUCCAUCACGCCCGGCUCGGGCUACGUGCCGCUCUGGUCGGCGCUCAUCUUUGGCUCUUGCGGUGCCGCGUUUGCCAACUACGCCACCAAGCUCAAGUUCCUCCUGCGCGUCGAUGACGCUCUCGACAUUUUUGCCGUGCAUGGCGUUGGCGGCCUCGUGGGCAACAUUCUGACGGCCUUCUUCGCGGCCGACUACAUUGCGGCACUCGACAACGUCAGCUCGAUCGAAGGCGGGUGGAUCAACCGUCACUGGAUCCAGAUUGCGUACCAGGUGGCUGACUCGUUCGCGGGAGGCGCCUACUCGUUUGUGGGCACGUGUAUGAUCCUUUUCCUCAUGAACAUGAUCCCAGGGCUGCGCCUGCGCGUGGACGAAGACGCGGAGAUCCUAGGCAUUGACGAUGCCGAGAUUGGCGAGUUCGCAUACGACUACGUCGAGCUGACACGCGAGGUGCUGAACGACGUCGAGAACGAGGCGGCGAGCGGCUACUCGAACGACGGCGGGUACCCGCCUGCGGAGAAGAACAGCAUUCCGCUGAUGGACGCCAGGGCCUUUGCGGGGUCAUCGCAGUACCAGGGCGGCCAUUACGGGCCUACCGACUAA
Messenger RNA from Verticillium alfalfae VaMs.102, 1416 nucleotides. Its product is annotated as ammonium transporter 1. Gene Ontology annotation, cellular component: plasma membrane. The transcript is spliced from 2 exons. The record is from RefSeq and is a predicted model, not a curated record. The coding region runs from base 1 to 1416 and encodes 471 amino acids. Gene Ontology annotation, biological process: ammonium transmembrane transport. NCBI's taxonomy places the organism in Eukaryota, Fungi, Ascomycota, Sordariomycetes, Glomerellales, Plectosphaerellaceae. Gene Ontology annotation, molecular function: ammonium channel activity.